Messenger RNA from Salvelinus namaycush (lake trout), 2457 nucleotides. RefSeq names its product potassium voltage-gated channel subfamily B member 2-like. NCBI's taxonomy places the organism in Eukaryota, Metazoa, Chordata, Actinopteri, Salmoniformes, Salmonidae. The record is from RefSeq and is a predicted model, not a curated record. The transcript has 2 exons. Gene Ontology annotation, biological process: potassium ion transmembrane transport; protein homooligomerization. Gene Ontology annotation, molecular function: protein binding; delayed rectifier potassium channel activity. Gene Ontology annotation, cellular component: membrane; voltage-gated potassium channel complex. Bases 1 to 2457 code for a protein of 818 amino acids.
AUGGCGGAGAGAGCAGGCUUUGGGAUCCCCAAAAGCAACUUACGUCCUGUAGGCUCACUCCCACCAGAGCCUAUCGAUAUCAUCCGCACCAAGGCCCGAUCCAGAAGAGUCCGUAUCAAUGUUGGGGGUCUUGUCCACGAGGUCUUAUGGAGGACACUGGACCGUCUUCCCAGGACCAGGCUGGGUAAACUCAGAGACUGCAAUACCCACGAAACCUUAAUGGAGAUCUGCGAUGAUUACAGCUUGACUGAUAACGAGUACUUCUUCGAUAGGCACCCAGGGGCGUUCUCCUCCAUUCUGAACUUUUACAGAACAGGGAAGCUGCACAUGAUGGAGGAGAUGUGCGCCCUGUCCUUCGGCCAGGAGCUCGACUACUGGGGUAUAGACGAGAUCUACCUGGAAUCCUGCUGCCAGGCCCGGUACCACCAGAAGAAGGAGCAAAUGAACGAGGAGUUGAGGAGGGAGGCUGAGUCUCUCAGAGAAAAGGAUGGGGAGGAGCCGGAAGAAGGCUGCUGUCCAGACAAGAGACAGAAGCUGUGGGACCUCCUUGAGAAGCCUAGCUCUUCUCUUGCUGCUAAGUUCCUGGCCUUUGUCUCCGUAUUCUUCAUCGUUCUAUCAACAAUCUCAUUAUCACUCAAUACCUUGCCGGAGCUACAAGUCGUUGAUGAGUUUGGACAGUUCAAUGACAAUCCCAGCCUAGCGCAUGUUGAAGCUGUGUGCAUCGCCUGGUUCACGAUGGAGUACCUCCUCCGCUUCCUCUCUUCUCCUGACAAGUGGCAGUUCAGCAAAGGCCCACUGAACGUCAUUGAUUUACUAGCUAUCCUGCCCUACUAUGUAACUCUCUUCCUGACCGAAUCCAACAAGAGUGUUCUGCAGUUCCAGAAUGUCAGACGAGUGGUCCAGAUAUUUCGUAUCAUGAGAAUCUUAAGAAUUCUAAAACUGGCCAGACAUUCCACUGGACUGCAGUCCCUUGGGUUCACCCUUCGGCGCAGUUACAAUGAAUUGGGUCUGUUGAUAUUGUUUCUGGCUAUGGGUAUUAUGAUCUUCUCCAGCCUGGUAUUCUUUGCCGAAAAAGAUGAAGAUGCCACAAAAUUCACUAGUAUUCCUGCUUCAUUCUGGUGGGCUACCAUUACCAUGACAACUGUAGGUUAUGGGGACAUAUAUCCACAAACUCUUCUUGGUAAAAUAGUCGGCGGGCUCUGCUGUAUUGCAGGUGUAUUGGUCAUUGCAUUGCCCAUCCCCAUCAUUGUGAACAACUUCUCAGAGUUUUACAGGGAGCAGAAGAGACAGGAGAAAGCCAUCAAGAGGAGAGAGGCCUUGGAGCGGGCCAAGAGGAAUGGCAGUAUUGUUUCUAUGAAUCUGAAGGAUGCGUUUGCUCGCAGUAUGGAGCUGACGGAUGUUAUGGUGGAGAAAGGUGACGAGAAACGGCCGAUGGAUAACCAUCUCUCGCCUAGUAGGUGGAGCAGUAGGCACGGCAACUCUGAGGUUAGUCCAAAAUCCCAGGCGAGGUAUAAAGAGGUUGCUCAACUGGGAUCUCCAGAUAGGGUCAAUCCACCAAGAACCAGCCCACAGCACCUGAACGUCCAGAUAUUGGAGGAGAUGUACAACAAGAUGACGACCACUGCCAACAUUGGCUCUGGAGCUCCACAUGAACAAGGACAGAAGCUUGAGGAAGUAAUGGAAAUGAAGGUAGUGUCUUCCGGACUAAAGCCCCCCCCACUCAAGGAACGAGCCAUGGGUGACCUCAGGAGCCCAUCCAGUGUGGACAGCUUCGCCAGCUGCACUACGGAGUUCAGUGUGGCAGAGAGCAGUUCCCUCCUCCCCAACGUAGCAGGACGGAGGGCUCCUCCUCCCCUCGACCUUAGCCAGAUCACCUCUGUGGAACCAAAAACCACAGGCAAAGUUCAGCCUGCCACCAUCAUCAAGGAGGGUCUUUAUGAGUUUGUCUCAAGCAAUCCAGAGGGGGCGUCACAGGGGGAGGAUAAUCAAAGCUUUGACAUGAGCAUCGAAAGCAUCCGCAGUUCUCUCAGAGGCAACAACCCACAGAAGACAAAAUCUCUCAAAGUCAAUUUCAAUGAAUCUCAGGGAGAGGUGCCAUUAACACCUCCCAGCACUAAGUCCCCUCAGUCUCUCAGUGCAACUCUGUCUCCACCAGGAUACCAGCCCUCCCCACCCCCAGGACAGGGCCCGGUGACCAGCCCAUGGUCUCCAGGACAGUCAGGCCAAGGAGAGGAUGGAGCCCAGGGCUUAGAGGGAGAAGGUCCACCUUCCAUUUUAAGCCACAGCGGGAAUCACAUGGACAGGGCCGCCGUCUUCAGCCCUUUGUCACCUAAAUCCCUCAACUGCACUACUCAGGAAGUGGCCGGCAACGGGGAAAGAGAGACAGGCAACAGCCAAAAGGAAAACCACAUAGUUCUGGAUGGAAGUCUAUCUCCACCUUGUGAAACAAGCAUGUGA